AUGUCCUUUACCGAGAAGUUCCAGGCUGGCGAAGCAUAUGGUGAUCCGCAGAGGGAAUCAUCCAACUUCUUCGCCGACCCCACUAAGCUGGUUGAGCUCAUCAAGGGGUUGCUGCAGAAAGGAGAGCCCCUCGAUGACAAGAAGGGUACAACCGAGCUUUUAAUUGGCAUCCUCACCUCCCUUCCCUCUACGUCUAGCACUCGAACCAAGCUCACCAACAAACUCAUUGACACCCUUUGGGACAAUCUUCAACACCCGCCCCUUAGUUAUGUUGGUGGCGAUGUCAAAUAUGAGGUCAUUAACUCGGAAGGGCCUAUCUACAAGGAAAAGCCGAAGCCAUACGACUCGAUCGAGUUCAAGGCUCCAGAUAGCGAUAUUAUAUUGCGAGAGAGAGUCCCUGAAUCUCCAGAUGGCCUGUACCAAUAUAGGAUGCCUGACGGAAGCUUUAACAAUAUCCUCCAGCCCAACCUGGGCAAGGCUGGCACUCCUUACGCUAAGACAAUUAGAACCGUCAAACGCCUCUAA
Molecule: messenger RNA, 525 nt
Organism: Purpureocillium takamizusanense
Lineage: Eukaryota; Fungi; Ascomycota; Sordariomycetes; Hypocreales; Ophiocordycipitaceae
Exons: 3
Coding region: 1-525 (174 amino acids)
Source: RefSeq, a predicted model, not a curated record